GAGCUGAAGUUCAUUUCCCUCACAUUUGAAGGUAAGUGUUCUAUGACUGAAAGGCUAAACAUCCUGUCCUACUUUUUAAGAAAUCUUAAGACUUAAGUGAAUUUUGCCCUUUUUAUUUAUUUAUUUUUUCCAGACUUGAUAGCAUUUUCCGUUACGAUGAGGAACUCUGUGGUGUUUUGCCUCGCUGUCAGCUUUGCAAUGUUUGGAUUUGGCUUCUCCAUCCAGUGUUACACAUGCCCUGAUGGCUCUUCCAACAACUGUGAAGUCAAACAGGUGUGUAACCAAGGAGAGGACAGCUGCCUCAAACUCACCAGUGGUGGAAAUACCUACACCUCGUGUAUGAGGUAUGCAGACUGUGACUUCAUGACUCUGGCCGUCAGAUAUUCCCUCGCUGACUUCGAAUUCGACUGCUGUCAGUCAAAACUCUGCAAUGGCAAGGAAAAAAGUGCGUUUCAGAGGUUCAAGGAAUUUUUCGGUUAAGAAAUAAGAAAGAAAAGCAACAACAGUCACGUGAUUUCAGUAUGUGGAUUAUUUUAUAGCGGGAAAUUGUCUUACCACUGCUGAACAUUAUUAAGCACUCAAAGUCUUAAUAAAAAUACGUUUUGGAAACAC
Molecule: messenger RNA, 612 nt
Organism: Eleginops maclovinus (Patagonian blennie)
Lineage: Eukaryota; Metazoa; Chordata; Actinopteri; Perciformes; Eleginopidae
Product: CD59 glycoprotein-like
Exons: 3
Coding region: 157-480 (107 amino acids)
Source: RefSeq, a predicted model, not a curated record